This is a messenger RNA of Cynara cardunculus var. scolymus (artichoke), 770 nucleotides long. Its product is annotated as protein phosphatase 1 regulatory subunit INH3. Gene Ontology annotation, cellular component: nucleus. Bases 68 to 397 code for a protein of 109 amino acids. The record is from RefSeq and is a predicted model, not a curated record. The transcript has a single exon. Gene Ontology annotation, molecular function: protein serine/threonine phosphatase inhibitor activity; protein phosphatase 1 binding. Lineage: Eukaryota; Viridiplantae; Streptophyta; Magnoliopsida; Asterales; Asteraceae.
ACAUCUGUUUUCCCCAAAUUAGGAGAUCGUACCCACAUCAAGCCCUAGAAUUUUCGAGAACGCGAAGAUGGCGAGACCUGCGAGGCAAUCGGGAACAUCAUCGACGACAACAACAGCCACUACCAUAACCCUAGAAAACCCAGCUCCGCCGCAGACCACAACCCUGACCUUAACGCUCAAUCCGAGGAAGAAGAAGGUGACGUGGAAAGAAGGUACCGUCGAUAACGAAUUCCUUCAAAAGAAGAGCUCAAAGAAAUGCUGCAUCUUCCACAAAGAAAAACCUUUCGAUGAAGACUCCAGUGACGACGAGGAUGAUCACGAUCACGAUCACGACCACGAUCAUGAACAUUAUUGCGGUGGAUCAAAAAAGGAAGAGGACGGAGCAUCGACGAGCUAGGUUAUUCCUAAUCGAUUUUUACUACUGUGCAAGUUGUGAAAGCAAUGAAUUUUUGCGAGGGUUAAAGCUUUUGGGGAAAAUUUCCAUGUGUGUAUAGAAUCCUAAUCAUGAUUUACAUAUUUUGAAUCAGAUGCGCUGGUUCUGAUAAUGCAAUCGAGUUGGAUUUGUGCUGUUGUUUCACAUAUUGAUUGAUUUUUGGUUUCUAUGUGGAUGUUGAUUGAUAUUUGAUCUGUAGCUGCUUGAUUGCAUUUGUGAUCUAAGUAUAUAUGUAUAUUAGAAGCUUUAUUUCAGAUUCAUAUCAUAUAAAGCACUUGAUCUCUGUAUUGGGUCUUCCUUUAUCCAAAAAGAUUGGAAAGAUGUGGGAUUUAUCAUA